AAACUGUUACGCUUUGUAUUCGUUCGGACUUUGUCUUGUUUGUAUGCAGUUUGAACACUUACCAUCCAGCAUUCAGCAAAGGUCUUUAAGUUCAUGAGUUCGAGCAAUAUCAUCAAUAGAUAUUGGUCUUGCGAUUUUCAGGGUCUUAUAACAAAGAGGAUUCUCGAAUCAAAAUCUGUCGUUGGCUAUUUGCCACACGUUUCCCAAGUGUUGUCUUGCCUAUUUUAUUUUCCUGUUGUAUCCUUUCUCGCAAGAGCGAUACCCCUUUAAUCUUCAUUUAAUUACAUUCGCAAACACUCUCGUUGGACGUGCAAUUGAAUACAAUGUCAUCCUCUGUUCACUUCAAGUUCAAAUCUCAAAAAGAACCUUCAAGGGUGACUUUUGAUGGCACCGGUAUCUCUGUCUUUGAAUUGAAACGCGAAAUUAUCAAUCAGAGUAGACUGGGUGACGGAACUGAUUUCGAGCUGUCCAUCUACAAUGAAGACACCAGAGAAGAGUACGAUGACGAUACCACAAUCAUACCUCGUUCGACGUCUGUUAUAGCUCGGAGGCUACCCGCAUCGCGACCUGGAAAAGGCGGUGCUACUCGUUACGUAUCCGGAAAAAUGCCUAUAAAUGCGCGCAACGCUUCUCGUAAUGACCAAGUUUCAUCGAGCCGAACAAUGCCCAACCCUACCAAUACAGUUAGCAACGGUGUCCUAGAACUUAACAAUGCUCAGACCGAAGAAGAGAAGAUAAAUGCGCUUUUUAACUUGCAGGCUAAUCAAUGGAAAGAGCAACAGCAAGAGAUGGCUAAUGCUACACCUGUUCCGCUUGGUCGCGGGAGAGGAAAACCAAUAAAUGUCCCCGACCACCCUCCACCUCCUGGGUAUCUUUGCUAUCGUUGCCGUGAAAAAGGUCAUUGGAUCCAAGCAUGCCCAACCAACAAUGACCCCAAGUUCGAUGGCAAGUACCGAGUGAAACGUUCAACUGGUAUACCUCGUUCUUUGCAAACCAAAGUCGAAAAACCGGAAUCGCUCACAAUAGAUGGUUCUAAUGAAGAUUUGAAGAAUACAGGCGUUAUGGUUAAUGCUGAUGGUGAUUUUGUCAUUGCUAAACCAGACAAGGCGGCUUGGGAACUGUAUCAAGAAAAAGCUAAGGCUUCGGCCGCCGCCGCCGCCGAAGCUGCAGCUGCAGAAUACAGCAAGGAGCUGCAAGCACGUGGGCUAGAGUGCCCAAUUGACAAACGGAUGUUUUUAGAACCCACAAAAACGCCGUGCUGCCAAAGAACUUACUGCAAUGACUGUAUUACAAAUGCAUUAAUUGAGAGUGAUUUCGUCUGCCCAGGGUGUGGAACAGAAGGUGUCCUGCUGGAUAAUUUGUCUGCAGACGACGACGCUGUCAUCAAGAUUAAGGCUUACGAAACUGAGAAGGUGGAUUCCAAAAAAGAAAAAGAGAAGCAUUCGGCAGCUCAGGAGAAUCAAUCAACCAACAAACCAUAUGCCUCAACGGGCGAUUCAAGUAGAAAAGCAGAACUAUCGUCACCGGCUUCACCCCGGGCAGGUUUGUCGAAAUAUUCCAAGAAAAGGCCUGCAGAGGAUGGUCCUCUUGGCGAAGCCACCGAAGGAUCAAACCAAACUUCCACGCAGAAGAAGCAGAAAGCUGAAGAUAACCCUAAGUCGAUCGAGACUUCGCCAUCACAAGUUAAUGAUGCUUCAUCUGGGUUUCAGCCUCUCCCUUUCGGCCAACAAAUGCAUUUUGGUGGAUUCAAUUUCAUGCAGGCCCAGGGCAUUCCUUCAAUGGCAUUCCCUGAUGCUGGAUUCGCUGGAGAAGGGACGGGGUUCAUGAACUCGGCUGGCCUAGCUUCAUCCAAUGCUUUCACUGCCAAUAUCAGCCAAACUUGGAAUCCUAUGGGCGGUAUGAAUUUCAAUGCACUGUCAAAUGGUUUAUAUGGUGAUAGCACAAAUGGUGCAGUCAACUCUGGGUACGGCGCUACGAAUAUGUUCAAUGGGAUGGGUGACUCUCAAAUGAACAUGUUUCCCAUAGCUCAUAUGGCUGGGGGUAUGCAACAGAGUUUAGGUUUUCCCCAGGGACCAAGUAUGGGUCAUUUCUCAAACCAGCAGCGGACUACAUUCAGCACUCCGUAUGCCCGCGAAGAGGAUACAGCGUACUUCCGCCAGCCAGUUAAUCCACAACGACAUCAAGCAAGAUAUAGGAGGAUAAGGCCGAGUGAUUAUCGAGAGCUUUAAAUGCUUUACAGAGAUUCGCACUCUGUUCAUGUUUUUUCCUUUGGGUCCAUGUCAACUUGGGAGUUAUGGGACAUCUUCUAUUGUGCAUAGGAGUUACUCUUCUCUUUUCACAUCGUGUAUCUUUCUUGUUUGUAUAUCCUACACAUGUGCUGUAUACACUCACCAUAGGCUUUGCCUUGGUUACGUAACACUUGAAUUAGAAUGGAUUGGAGCGGUGUGUUGUCAAAGUUGUGGUGGUUGGCAGGUCAACUCUGGAUUGAAGCUAAACAUGAAAAGUAACCAUGGAAUGAUAACUUAGCUAACUAACUAUCAUCCAUUAGUCAUUGACACGUGACACUUAACGAACAACCAAGUCAGAUGACUGUCACCUGUG
Aspergillus pseudonomiae is the source of this 2601-nucleotide messenger RNA. RefSeq names its product cleavage polyadenylation factor subunit MPE1. Gene Ontology annotation, cellular component: nucleus. The record is from RefSeq and is a predicted model, not a curated record. The transcript is spliced from 4 exons. Lineage: Eukaryota; Fungi; Ascomycota; Eurotiomycetes; Eurotiales; Aspergillaceae. Bases 324 to 2228 code for a protein of 634 amino acids. Gene Ontology annotation, molecular function: nucleic acid binding; zinc ion binding; ubiquitin protein ligase activity. Gene Ontology annotation, biological process: mRNA processing; ubiquitin-dependent protein catabolic process; protein ubiquitination.